Messenger RNA from Oncorhynchus tshawytscha (Chinook salmon), 2357 nucleotides. RefSeq names its product calcium/calmodulin-dependent protein kinase type II delta 2 chain-like. Gene Ontology annotation, cellular component: neuron projection; cytoplasm. NCBI's taxonomy places the organism in Eukaryota, Metazoa, Chordata, Actinopteri, Salmoniformes, Salmonidae. Gene Ontology annotation, molecular function: calmodulin binding; ATP binding; calcium/calmodulin-dependent protein kinase activity. Gene Ontology annotation, biological process: protein phosphorylation. The transcript is spliced from 19 exons. The record is from RefSeq and is a predicted model, not a curated record. The coding region runs from base 493 to 1968 and encodes 491 amino acids.
AACUAGUGACGACCACACGCGCACACCUCAGUGGCAAAACGAGGGGACGCGCUAUAGACGGACAGACAGCUAGAAAUGCAGACAAAAUGCAGCGUCUCCGCUCUGUGAGCUGCAUACACCAGAUCCACUGCCCUAAAUCCUCCCAAUAACGCUGUUGUCGUUGCAAAAAAAAAAAAAAGAAGGGAUUUAGGUUUAACAAUCGUCCUUCGCGGCAGACAGCGUUUGGUGACGACUGGACUAGUGGUGCGUCUUCCGUUCUGUCGCUGCGGCAGAGCGUUCUUCUUCUCUUCAGUCGAGCCAGGGCUGUUGUACAGAAGCCAUCGCUGUAUGAUUCGCCUUGUUCUGCGCUGUUUUUUCGGCUUUCUAUCUAUUCGUUCGUGCGGUAAAGCGCUGGUGGUGAAGUCAACGACAAAACGCUAGUGUGGAUCUAGUGGGCGCAUUACAUCCAUCUCUAUCGCGUCUACGGUCUGCUACACUGCUGUCGCUUUCAGCAUGGCGCUAACGAUUUGCACGAGAUUCACCGAUGAAUUCCAGCUUUUCGAGGAGCUGGGGAAGGGAGCGUUCUCUGUGGUGAAGAGAUGUCUCAGGAUCUCGUCUGGUCAGGAGUUUGCUGCCAAAAUCAUAAACACCAAGAAAUUGUCUGCCAGAGACCACCAGAAGCUUGAGAGAGAGGCCAGGAUUUGCCGUCUGCUGAAACAUCCCAAUAUUGUGAGGCUUCAUGACAGCAUAUCAGAGGAGGGCUUCCACUACCUGCUGUUUGAUCUGGUGACUGGAGGAGAGCUGUUUGAGGACAUCGUAGCCAGGGAGUACUACAGUGAGGCUGACGCCAGUCAUUGCAUACAGCAGAUUGUAGAGAGUGUUCAUCACUGCCAUGUCAAUGGCAUCGUUCACAGGGACCUGAAGCCUGAGAACCUCCUAUUGGCCAGUAAGCUGAAGGGGGCGGCGGUUAAGCUAGCUGACUUUGGGCUCGCCAUCGAGGUGCAGGGCGACCAACAGGCAUGGUUUGGUUUUGCUGGUACACCAGGCUACCUGUCUCCAGAGGUUCUGAGAAAAGACCCAUAUGGGAAGCCUGUGGACAUGUGGGCCUGUGGGGUGAUCCUGUACAUCCUAUUGGUCGGUUACCCUCCCUUCUGGGACGAGGACCAACACAGACUAUACCAGCAGAUCAAGGCUGGGGCCUACGAUUUCCCGUCCCCAGAGUGGGACACAGUGACUCCUGAUGCCAAAGACCUGAUCAAUAAGAUGUUGACCAUCAACCCCGGCAAACGCAUCACCACCGCAGAGGCCCUCAAACACCCCUGGAUCUGUCAACGGUCCACUGUAGCUUCCAUGAUGCACAGACAGGAGACUGUGGAGUGUCUGAAGAAGUUCAACGCCAGGAGAAAACUCAAGGGAGCCAUUUUGACCACUCUGCUGGUAACAAAAAACUUCUCAGCAGUCAAGAGUCUGCUGAACAAGAAGGCUGACGCCGUCAAGGCGAACAACAAAGCCAACACAGUGACCAGUCCUAAAGCCAACACAGUGACCAGUCCUAAAGACACCAGCUUAACCCCAGCACUGGAACCCCAGACCACAGUGAUCCACAACCCAAUAGAUGGGAAGAAGGAGUCUAUAGAGAGCACCAACACCACCAUUGAGGACGAGGAUGUCAAAGCUCGGAAGCAGGAAAUCAUCAAAGUCACAGAGCAGCUGAUCGAAUCCAUCAACAACGGAGACUUCGAGGCCUACGCGAAGAUCUGUGAUCCUGGUCUGACGUCGUUUGAACCAGAAGCUCUGGGGAACCUGGUAGAGGGACAUGACUUCCAUCGCUUCUACUUCGACAACGCCCUGUCUAAAGGUAGCAAGCCGGUGCACACCAUCCUCCUCAACCCUCACGUCCAUCUGAUAGGUAGGAAAUCAGCCAUUUCUAAUUAUUAUAACAAUAAUAUUAUGAUAUAUGUGCCAUUUAGCAGACGCUUUUAUCAAUAGCAACUUACAUGAAUGUGUAAUUAUAUUUUCCAUAUGGGUGGCCCUGGGAAUUGAACCCACUAUCCCGGUAUUGCAAGCACCAUGAUUUACCAACUGAACAUUAUGUUGAUUUUUCUGGGCUAUGUUUUAUGUAAUCUUGUUUCUGGUUGGUAUUCAAAUAUACACUGUAUGUACAUAUCAAUUCCAGUCAGAAACUAGACCAGAUUCAAAUGUCCCAUUCCAAAUUGUCCUGAAGCAUUGAAGUGAACAUUGGAAUGGGAAUUCUGGUGUACUUCCUGGAUUGAAUCAAGAUGGACGCCAAUCCCCUGGUACUUAUGGUGCGGCAGGGUAGCCUAGUGGUUAGAGUGUUGGACUAGUAACCGGAAGGUACAAUCUGUCGUUCUGCCCCU